Molecule: messenger RNA, 1951 nt
Organism: Parasteatoda tepidariorum (common house spider)
Lineage: Eukaryota; Metazoa; Arthropoda; Arachnida; Araneae; Theridiidae
Product: putative G protein-coupled receptor Mth-like 1
Biological process (GO): cell surface receptor signaling pathway; G protein-coupled receptor signaling pathway
Cellular component (GO): membrane
Molecular function (GO): G protein-coupled receptor activity
Source: RefSeq, a predicted model, not a curated record
CUUUUUUUUCCUGAAGUGUGGCAUUUAUGGACAACCUAUUCAUUUCGAAAUGAAAUGGGUAUAUAAAGAUAACGUAUUUGCUAACAUGAUUUGCAAAGCGGAUAUGACAAAUCUCAUUCGGAAGAGGAAAAAGUAACUUUUUUGUAUCACACUUUAUUUACCCCAUCACCUUCUGAAUUAAUUUACUUUAGUUCUAAAAACAAGUUUUACAAAAAUGUAAUUUUCAACAGGAUGCUCGCUAAUAUAGGAAGAAAAAAAAAGUAUGAUAUAACCCUUUCUUUAUAACAACACGUACUUAUAUUUACAGAAUAAAUUAAGGUUUUUUUUUUUUCAACGCUUCUAAUUUUUUUUAAAGGACGCAUUAUGUUUAGAAGAUGGGUGGAUCAGAUUUUAUGGAAAUUCGGGAAUUUCCUUACAGCGAUGCAGGACGAAAACAUUCUUCUAUGUUUUUUUUCCACCUGUUAGAUCACGUUACCAAAGCGGAAAACCCGGAGAACUGCUUAGUUUAUACUUGGAUUUAAUUGGUUGUUAUUACGCAACGGGAGGACUGUGCCGGCAGAUUUAUCGUUCCAUUCAAAAAUAUUCAUUUGUUUGAGUCACUUAGACAGGGAAAAUUUCGAAAGGUUACUAUUCUGUAAAUCCUGUAACGAUGUGAAAUGCUAACAAGAAUCUCUAUUCUUCUGAAAGUUCUACGUAAUUUGGAUUUUCGAUGCUAGAAAAAAAUAAAGUAUUUGCCAGAAAUCACUUUGUAUUCAACUUGAAAACUUCAUAUCAAGCCGGAGACUUUGGAUAAUGGUAAAAUCAAGUGUGGUUAUUGAAUAAAAAGAAGCAUGGCCAGUAAUGAGUCGAUUCUCUUUUACAGUGCAUCCAAUUUGACUUACAAUGAAUCUAAUUUGGCGUACAAUGAAUCUAUUUUGACGUACAAUGAAUCUAAUUCGUCGUACAACGAAUUCAACAAUGACAUUAGUGAAAGUGUUCGGAAACCAGCAUUAAAUAAAUACUAUCCCAUCCUCGUUGCAGAAUUGGGUCUGUCCAUCAUUUGUUCAAUUGCUUUAAUAAUAGUGUAUUUCAUAAUCAAUGAACAUCGUACUUUGCCAGGAAAAAAUGUUAUUUCAAUUUCAUGUUGUCUUAUUGUUACCUACAUUCUACUGAUAAUUGACUUGUUGUGGCGCAACAUAAUUCCUUUCAGAAUAUGUUUUGUAAUGGGUGUUGCUGUACAUACGACAUUUCUUGCAACAUUCUUUUGGACAAAUGUAAUGUCGUACGAUAUUAUGAAAACUAUGGCUUCUAUUAAGCAAGAUUCUGAAAGUAAAGCAAGAUUUUGGAAGUAUUCUGUUUAUGCAUGGGCAAUGACAUUUAUGUGCGUUGCUCCCGCUGUAGCCAUUGAUCAAAUAGAAUCUGUUCCGUUUUAUUAUAGGCCAAAUUUCGGACAGAAGAAAUGCUGGCUAACUGGACAAGAGGCAUUCUUGAUUUACUUCAAUGCACCAGUUGGAUUAACAUUGGCUGCAAACUGUAUAUUUUUUGCAGUGACUGCAAGAACAAUUGUUAAAGUGCGAAGCGCCACAACAAUAUUGGCGGCGAAUCGUCACCAGAAAAGAUAUAGACUUUGUAUGAAAUUAGUACUGAUUAUGGGAUUAGUUUGGAUAACAGAAUUUAUUCCAUGGAUCACAGGUAUUUAUUAUUUAUAUGCAGUUGCAGGCAUGCUCAAUUGCUUACACGGUGUUUACUUGCUCAUUAUUUUCGUCUGUAAAAAGAGAACUUUGAAGAUAUUGUUCGAUGGUUGCGUUUGUCCUUGUUCCAAAAUGUCUCCUCCAACAGACAGAAAGAAAACACCAUCGUUAGAUACUGUUACCACGCUUGUACCGAAUUAAUGUAUGUGAAACUAUUAAUAAUUUACAAAAUAAACAUUUCAACAGACUAAAGGUUUGAUUAAAGAAAGCUGUAAUGUCUA